Molecule: messenger RNA, 4848 nt
Organism: Trichosporon asahii var. asahii CBS 2479
Lineage: Eukaryota; Fungi; Basidiomycota; Tremellomycetes; Trichosporonales; Trichosporonaceae
Product: glycogen debranching enzyme
Exons: 7
Coding region: 1-4848 (1615 amino acids)
Biological process (GO): glycogen catabolic process
Molecular function (GO): 4-alpha-glucanotransferase activity; amylo-alpha-1,6-glucosidase activity
Source: RefSeq, a predicted model, not a curated record
AUGUCGUCCAAGACGACCAAGGCGCCCACCGCCGCCAACGGAAGGCCACGUCCCCCGACGCUUCCCAUUCCCGACCCUCCCAAGAGCAUCCCGUCCGCGCCGACGAGCGCACGAACUCCUCGUACCCCCAAGACACCGCAGGAUGAAGCCUUGAACUACUUCGCUCACGGCGACAGCACAGUUCGCGUCUGGGAACUCGAGCUCAGUGAGGACGGCGGUCCCGGCAAGGAGAAGAGUUACGUCCGCCUGCCUCCGCCGACAACGCCAUACGUGCUGCGCUUCACCAUCCACCCGGGCGCCAGCUGUACCCGGAAUGGUGUGCUCAAGAGCGACUUCCCCAUCGACGGUGGAGUGUUCGAGCGCGGCAUCUGGAAAGAGCGCAAGCUCCCGGAAGACCUGAGCAAACCUGUGCAAGUGGAUCUCCCGAUCUCGGCACCCGGCGCAUUCUGCUACUACAUCGAGUACGACGACGAGGAAGGCAACCGCCGCAAGUCGCCCGAGGGCUAUUUCAACGUUGACCCCAUCAUCUCCCUGCCUGCUCGUCAGACGUUUGAGAUCCAGCCCGGAAAGGAUGUGCUCAACGACUCGAAGUCGGGAGCGGUGCUUGCCCAGAGCACUGCCGUGCCCCUCGACGGCCUCAUCAUCCUCUCGAUUAUUGCCAAGUGGCAGGGGAAGGUUACUGACUGGGACAAGUACUACACCGAGUACAGCCGGAGGGGUUACAACAUGAUCCACUACACGCCUCUGCACCCGCGAGGCAGCUCUGGUAGCCCUUACUCCAUCACUGAUCAGCUCUCGUUUGACCCGACUCUUCUGUCGAACCCCAAGGCCAAGGACGGAGGGCAAGCCGAGAUUGAGCAGGUCAUCGCGCAUGCCAAGGAGACGUACGGCCUCGGAAGUAUCACCGAUGUCGUUCUCAACCACACUGCCUUUGACGCACCGUGGCUCGAGGACCACCCAGAAGCAGGCUUCUCCCCCCACAAUACCCCGCAUCUCGCCCCCGCCGUCAAGCUCGAGGACGCCAUGCUCAAGCUCACUGGCAAGCUUGCUUCGCAAGGACUGCCUACCGAAAUCAAGUCCGAAUCCGACCUCACUGCCCUGUCCAAGGCCAUCAGCGGAGCUAUCGCGCAGGCGAACCUGUGGCAGUACUAUGCCAUCGACGUUCAGAGCGAGGUCAAGGGGGUAGAGGAUGCGCUCAAAAGCGGCAAGCCCGUGAAGUGGUCCGGCGAGUCUCUGGAGGGCAAGACGCCGGAAGAGCUCGCCACCAUUGCGGUCUCAACGCCUGGGUUCAUCGAGAACUAUCGUGCCUACGCGGCUCCGUUCUGCACCAAGAUCAAGCCCGAAGCAGGCGCCGGCUUCAUCCAGGCUGCCUACCCCAACGAGGACGUGGGCGCUCAAACAAAGGCGUGGGGCAAGGUUCUCGACAUUGUCAACGUCGACCUCUACAAGGAGUGCGAUGAGGACCUGAAGGCUGCCGAGGAGAGCAUUGUUGGUCGCAUCAAGUACACCAGGCUUGACGACCACGGCCCGAAGUGGGGAAAGAUCACGAAGGACAAGACGGCUCGCUUCCCCGAGGAGGCUCUGGCCGUUGCCAACAACGGCUGGAUGUGGGCCGCCGAUCCCCUCAAAAAUUUCGCCGAGUAUCCUUCGAAGGCUUACCUCCGUCGCGAGGUCAUCGUCUGGGGCGACUGCGUCAAGCUGAGGUAUGGCAAGGGGCCGGAAGACAACCCAUGGCUCUGGAACCACAUGACAGAGUACUGCGAGACCUUGGCGGGCAUCUUCGACGGCUUCCGUCUGGACAACUGCCACUCGACCCCGUUGCAUGUCGCCAUCCAUAUGAUUGACGCCGGCCGCCGAGUCAACCCCAACCUCUAUGUCAUGGCGGAGCUGUUCACGGGCUCCGAGGAGAUGGACGUCAAGUUCGUUCGUGAGCUCGGAAUCAACUCCCUGGUCCGUGAAGCAUACAAUGGAGGCGACAACAAGGAGUUCUCCCGUCUUCUCUACCGAUACGGUGUCGGGAAACCCAUCGGCUCAAUGGACUCUGCGGUUCUGUCCAGCCCGGGGGAGCUCCCGCCACUUGUGGCGAACAGCGCUCCGCGACCGUGCAUUAUCACUCCUCUCCAGGGCUCUGUCCCCCACGCUGUCUUCUACGACGUGACCCACGACAACGAGUCCCCCGCCGACAAGCGCACCGCCGAGGACGCCCUCAGCACGGGCGCCCUUGUUACGUUCACCAAAGCUGCUCUCGGAUCGAACAAGGGCUUUGACGACCUGUAUCCGAAGUUGCUGAACCUUGUCACGGACUCGAGGCUGUACAACGUCAGCGGCCCCGAGGAGAACGGCAUCGGUCGCGUCAAGCGUGUUUUCAACUACCUCCACACCCAGAUGAUGGAGGGCGGCUACGAGGAAGGUCACGUCCACGAGGAGGGACAGUACAUCAUGAUUCACCGUGUGCAUCCGCAGACGCAUAAAGGUUACAUGCUCGUUGCCCACACCGCCUUCAAGGGAGACCAGGGCCGAGGAUUUGUGAACCCGAUGAAGCUUUCGCGCACGAAGGUCCAGUACAUCUUCGGCGUCAGCCUCCGUACCCGAAGAGAAGAGUGGAAGGACGACGACAAGGUGCACUACGGCAUCCCGUCCACCCUGGAGGAGAUCCCCGAGAACGCAGUGAAGAUCGCAACCGGCCAGGACGACAACGGAGACUACUCCGAAGUCGUUGUUCCCGAGCGUUUCGACCCGGGCAGUAUCAUGCUCUUCCGGACCGACAUGGAUGAGAUGUCGCCGGAUCUCGACGAGUACUGUAAGGAGGGCGCGGACGCUGCGAUGGCGGACCUAGACCUCGUUGACUUGAACGUUGUCCUCCACCGUGCCGACGGUGAGGAGCGCGAUGCCACGUCUGGUGCCGAGGGAACUUACGACAUCCCCAACUACGGCAACCUCGUCUACUGCGGCCUCGAGGGUUGGAUGGCGCCCCUUCGCGACAUCAUUGCUAACAACGACCUCGGCCACCCCCUCUGCGAGCAUCUCCGACAGGGCCCCUGGGCGCUUGAUUACGUCGUGAACCGACUGCAACGCGACGCCGAAACCUUGCCGCACCUGUCUAAGCCGGCAGCCUGGUUCAAGGGUCGCUUCGACGUGAUCAAGAAGACUGUUCCGUCCUUCAUGCGCCCGAAGUACUUCUCGCUUGUCAUCUUCGAGGCUUACAAGGCCGGUCGUCGGGCGGUCAUGGAGCAGAUGUCCGAGCACAUUCUCACUGGAACUGAGUUCACUCACGACCUAGCCCUCUGCGCGGUGCAGAUGUACGGCCUGGUCAAGUCUGCCAGCAUCAACCCUGCAAAGCCUGUGCCGUCUCUCGCGGCAGGUCUGCCUCACUUCACCGCAGGCUGGGCUCGCUGCUGGGGAAGAGACGUCUUCAUCUCUUUGCGUGGACUCUUCCUGACGACCGGCAACUUCACCGCUGCUCGUGACCACAUUCUCGCUUUCAGCUCCACCCUCAAGCAUGGUCUCAUUCCCAACCUGCUUGACUCUUGCCGAAACCCGAGAUACAACAGUCGUGAUUCGCCCUGGUGGAUGAUCCAGAAUAUCCAGGACUACACCAAGAUGUGCCCGAACGGCCUAGAUAUCCUCAAGGACUCUGUCAAGAGGCGCUUCCCGAAGGAUGACACCUGGGUCCCUUGGGACGACCCCAAGGCGUACGCUUGGAGCUCCACCAUCGCGGAGAUUAUCCAGGAGAUUGUACAGCGCCACGCCGAGGGCAUUGAGUUCAGAGAAUACAAUGCUGGCCCCAACCUCGAUGGCGACAUGAAGGACGAGGGAUUCAAUCAGAAGAUCUGGACUGAUUGGUCCACGGGUUUCAUUCAUGGUGGUAACCGUUACAACUGCGGCACCUGGAUGGACAAGAAUGGUUCUUCCGAGAAGGCAGGCAACAAGGGACUGCCAGCGACCCCUCGCGAUGGAGCGCCGGUUGAGAUCACGGGACUGUUGAAGAGCACUCUGACCUGGCUCGACCAACUGAGCGCCAAGGUGGAUGGCACCAAGCGCCUGGUGACGUAUAAGGAGUGGGCCAACCUCAUCCAGGCCAACUUUGAGAAGCACUACUACGUGCCGACCGAUGCUGCCGAGGACGGCAUCUUCGUCCUGAACCCCAAGCUCGUCAACCGCCGUGGUAUCUACAAAGAUGUGUACGGCACUCCAGAGGACCGCGCGUUCAGCGACUACCAGCUGCGACCCAACUUCCCACUGUCCAUGAUCGUCGCCCCCGAGCUGUUCACCCCGGCUCGUGCGAUGAACGCCCUGCGCAUGGCUGACGAGGUUCUCCGUGGACCGCUCGGUAUGAAGACUCUCGACCCUAGCGACUGGGCCUACCGACCGGACUACGACAAUGAGAACGACUCGGACGACAUGGCCGUCGCGAAGGGCUGGAACUACCACCAGGGUCCAGAGUGGGGCUUCCCUCUGGGCUGGUUCCUCAAUGCUUGGCUCAAGUUCGACAGGGAGGCCGGCGAUGGUGUCCACGACGAGAAGAAGACCCUCUACAAGGUGGGCAACAUCCUUCUGAAACUGAGGGAGCACAUUGAGCACGAUGCCUGGCGCGGUCUGCCCGAGCUGUGCAACGCGGGCGGCAAGUACUGCAAGGACUCGUGCGAGACUCAGGCCUGGAGCGCCAGUACGAUCCUGGACGUGCUCGAGUCGAUGCACAAGAUCGGUAAGAGCCAGCAGCCUGCCGGUGCUGCUAAGGCGGCCCCGACCAAGGGGACCUCGUCAACUGGCACAAGCCAGCAGGCAGCCACGGCCAGUUCCUCCAAGGCCCCGGCCAAGCAGACGUCGACGGCCGGUCGAAAGGUCUAG